GUACUGUUUUUUUUUUUCUUGGAGAAUGGUGAGUGAUCAAUGGGGAGUGAACAUGAAUAGCUCAUCGGAAGUCGAAGAUGGACAUGGACAGCGGGCUAAAUCGCAGACCUUCUGUGAAUGUGUACCCAGCUCGUCACAGCUCAAACACCGCUGGUCUGACUCAGACACUGUCAGGCAAACUGCUCCCAAGCAGAGGAUGAGCUGCAGUUAUCUGCUUUGCACCAUCCUCCUUUUUGUGGCUGUCCUGCUCGCCAUUACAGUAACAGGCACCAUUCUCUUCUUGAACCACUCCCAAUCUCCGGCUAUUUCUGACGGCCCACCACAUAUCACCACCAAUCAAGACGAGGCCAACGCCUUGGUAACUGUGGAGCGGGGUGAUGGCUCACGCAUCAACAUUUUUAUUGACCCAAACUGCCCUGAUUACAACAGCAAUUUCCUGCGAUUGGAAGGAGUGCAGACAUCGCUACUCCACUCACUUACCGAUCACGACUCAGACCUAAAGUCAGUCAAAGGCCAGGACCGUGCGCUGUUGGUCAACCUUGCUGAAGAAGUUGCAAAGCUCUCAGCACAUGCCGGCCAACUGAAGAUGGACUAUGAGUCUUUGAGGAGAGGGCAAAGCAACUUGGCACAGGAUCUGAACAUGCUACAAACCGAACAAGGAAAACUUAUACAGCUGCUUUCAGAGAGCCAGAUUAACAUGGUGAAGGUGGUGAACUCGAUCAGUGAUGCCUUGAACUCCAUGCAGAAGGAGAAUGGAGGUUUGAAGGCUCGUGUAAAGGCUGAUCUGCAAAGAGCUCCAGUCAGAGGAUCUCGUAUCAAAGGCUGCGCUAAUGGUUCCCGUCCUCGUGACUGUAGUGAUAUACAUGCAAGUGGUCAGCGGGAAAACGGUGUAUAUUCAGUGUUUCCCACUCAUUACCCUGCAGGAUUUCAGGUCUACUGUGAUAUGAGCACGGAUGGAGGGGGCUGGACUGUUAUUCAGCGCCGAGAGGAUGGGUCUGUGAAUUUUUUUAGAGACUGGGACUCUUACAGAGAGGGAUUUGGCAAGAUCACAGGAGAACACUGGCUUGGUUUAAGGCAGAUCCAUGCUUUGUCUAUCCAGGCGAACUAUGAGUUGAGGAUAGAUCUAGAAGAUUUUGAGAACAGUACAGCAUUCGCCCAGUAUGACAUGUUUGGAGUUGGAUUGUUCUCUGUAGACCCUGAGGAUGAUGGCUACCCGCUGACCAUCGGUGACUAUACUGGCACUGCAGGUGACUCCUUGCUGAAACACAACGGUAUGAAGUUUACAACCAAGGACCGUGACAACGAUCACUCAGAAAACAACUGCGCGUCGUUUUACCACGGUGCGUGGUGGUAUAACAGCUGCCACAUGUCCAACUUGAACGGACAAUACUUGCACGGCCAACACACCUCUUACGCCGACGGAAUCGAGUGGUCGUCCUGGACAGGCUGGCAGUAUUCACUCAAAUUCUCUGAAAUGAAGAUACGACCCACACGUGAGGAAAGGGAGAGCAAGUGAUCUUAUCAAAAACAUUUCUGGAAAUUAAAGGAAAAAUAUUGGGAAGCAUAUAUAUAUAAAAUAAAAAAAAACAUAUAUUUCAUAAAAAAUGUAGAAGACACUGAAAUUAACUAUCAUUGCUGACUGUGAUUGUGACGAGGAGAUAUCCUUUCAGUCACAUUUGUAUUUUGUCUGGUUUUGUUGCCUCAUUUGAAGAGAAAUCUCAAAUCAAGUGUAUUGUUAAUGCCACUGGAUUGACUGGUCAAAGCACGUAGAUAAAUCAGGAAGUGGGCAGUGAACCUUAAGAAAAAAUAUAAUAAUUAUAACUGUUUUCCUUUUGAGUUCAUUUUAUUUAAAUUUUCGUUAUGCCAUCAGUUCCAAUAAGAGGAAGGUGUUUUGGUUUUUCCUCAUAAGAAAGCAUCGGUUAUUAAUCUGAACAAAGUAGAAUGGAAAAGGGAGUGUCACAAAAAUUGGGGUAUUUGUUAAAAAAAGUAUGGAAAAGAUCAGGGGAUGGUUGAGAGUUUAUUAAAGCAGAUUGAGGUAUUCAUUUUUUGGCAGGACGUUUAUGUACAUGUUUGCUUAUCACUAUUACUGAUCAUGAGCCACUUUUUCACCUUCUUCCCUCACAGAUGGUGUGUGUGUGUGUGUGUGUCAGAACAGGGAGUUAUAGAAGUAAAAACAAGCAAAAGUAAUUAAAUCAAAUAACAGGGAAUACGAGCAGGCUAAUUCUGAUUGCAUC
Tachysurus vachellii is the source of this 2234-nucleotide messenger RNA. RefSeq names its product fibrinogen C domain containing 1b (gene fibcd1b). The coding region runs from base 26 to 1516 and encodes 496 amino acids. The transcript has 8 exons. Lineage: Eukaryota; Metazoa; Chordata; Actinopteri; Siluriformes; Bagridae. The record is from RefSeq and is a predicted model, not a curated record.